GAAAGAACACACUUCUCUCAGGCUCUUGUCGUUUGUUUUCGGACGUGAUAUUUCUUCACAAAGCGAACUAUGUCGGACUCUUUAGCGAAUGACAGCGGUGACUUGGAUCAGGAUGACAGCCAGGAGGAGCUUAUGACCCCGGCGGAGCUCAUCUCCAGCCUGGAAGAAGCUUGGCUGAAUGAGAAAUUCUCCCCGGAGCUGCUGGAAAGCAAGUCGGAGGUGGUGGAGUGUGUGUUGGAGCAGCUGACUCACAUGGAGUCUAACUUGCAGCGGGUGAAGAAAGGCGAUGCUAAGGCCAGCAUCCACCGCAUGGAAGUAGACCGAAUCCGCUUUGUCCUCAGCAGCUAUCUGCGCUCUCGUCUGCAAAAGAUUGAGAAGUUUUUCCCACAUGUUUUGGAGCGUGAGAAAUCUCGAGGUGAAGGAGCUCCAUCUCUGCUUUCACCAGAAGAAUUUGCUUUUGCCAAAGAGUACCAUGCUAACACAGAAACCUACCUGAAAGCUGUAGCACUGAAGCGCAUGCCACCAAACCUGCAGGCGCUGGAUUUGCUGAAAGCAGUUCCAGAGCCCUGCUUGGACUCAUUUGUGUUCCUGCGAGUUAAAGAAAAACAGGAAAACAUCUUAAUUGAGCCAGAAACAGACGAUCAGAGAGAGUACGUAGUGGACCUAGAGGAGGGUUCUCAGCACCUGAUGCGGUAUCGAACUAUAGCACCGCUCGUGUCAAGCGGAGCCGUGCAGCUGAUUUGAAUGUUGAGGUCCGUACACUGUCUGUUUCUGUACUUCAUUCUGCUGAAAUCACACCAGGAAACCUAACCUUCUGCCCCGCUCUAAUCUUGGAAGAACUGUAUUGUGGGAUACAACUGCUGAGAAGUUAGUAACGCCACGGUUCAUCGAAGAUACUCGUGAGGAGACGUGACGGCUGCGGAGGAGCGCUUUUCACUUGAUUGGCUUUUUGCAGCGCGGCGGUGUUAUUUUUGGGUCUUUCAUAUCAUGUCACAACAUGAGUUUGGUUACAUAAUUCUAAUGUAUUCUGUUUGUUGAUGUCUGUGUGACUGCGAAGCCCCUUCCAGCUCAACUGCUAAUUCAUCGCUCCCUCUGUUACUAUAUCCAAAUGAUUCACAUUAUUUGACGUUUUCGGCCCUGCUCAAUAACAAGAUGCAUCAGAUGACCCGAAGGUGAAAUUUCAUCAGUUCAGUUGGCAUCACAAUGCCUGCUUCAUGAGGAACACAUGUUUAGACUCGUGCAUCUUUGAAAAUCUGUUUUUCUUUAAUCCCUGGUUUUCAUGUUUUGAGUUGUACAUAAUAUGUUGUAAACAGUAAAAAUCAUCUUCAAGUGUCUUAUGUGCACCUCUUUAUUUUCAUACCAAAUCCUAUUUUUAUAUUAUUCUUGAGCCUCACAUGUUUGGA
Molecule: messenger RNA, 1403 nt
Organism: Salarias fasciatus (jewelled blenny)
Lineage: Eukaryota; Metazoa; Chordata; Actinopteri; Blenniiformes; Blenniidae
Gene: gins4
Product: GINS complex subunit 4 (Sld5 homolog)
Exons: 8
Coding region: 70-744 (224 amino acids)
Biological process (GO): double-strand break repair via break-induced replication; DNA-templated DNA replication
Cellular component (GO): GINS complex
Source: RefSeq, a predicted model, not a curated record